Messenger RNA from Acanthaster planci (crown-of-thorns starfish), 835 nucleotides. RefSeq lists its product as uncharacterized. Lineage: Eukaryota; Metazoa; Echinodermata; Asteroidea; Valvatida; Acanthasteridae. Gene Ontology annotation, cellular component: cytoplasmic vesicle. The record is from RefSeq and is a predicted model, not a curated record.
CGGUCAACAUAAACAGCCCGUGUCAUAUGUACGCGAUGAGUUGAUUGAUCUGGUAAAUACUAGGUCUACUCAUCAUCAAAUUCUCGAUUUCAUCGAGAGGCAGCAUUGCGAUUCCGACUUUCGUAAGAAGAGUUCGUUGAAGACUAAACUUGCAAAGAUCUAGUCAUCUUAAUCAUUGAGACUGAAGGGCGAUUUUGUUACGCCGCAGACAGCCGGAGCACGGUGAAAUUUGUGAGAGAAACGGCGAUCGAGUGCUUCAGUUUCUUUGUGUGUGGUCAGUUAAAACACAUCGCUGGAGAAAAUGGACACCAGGGUGGUCUUUCUUGUUGCAUUAGCAACAUUCAUUUCUACUGCCAUAAGUACCCCCACCCCUAGCUUGCCAGCAAAUCAGGGCACUGUAACACCAGGUGCAGAGGUCCCAGCUAAUGGGACAACUGAUAUAGCUCCUACUCUAACACAAGAGAGUGGAACGACAGAAGCUACAUCUACUGCGGGCCUAGUAACAACCAAGGCACCAACAACAGCUCCAGCAACAACAGCAGCACCAAAAACACCGUCAACAAAAGUUCCAAAAACGGGCUCAACCAAACCGAUUGGUUCAACCAAGCCGAUGGGUCCAACCAAGCCGAUGGGUCCAACCAAGCCCAUGGGUCCAACCGUUAAACCGCAACCAACCACAAUGGCCCCCAAGAGAGGUUUUGAUGCAGCAAGUUUCAUCGGCGGAAUCGUUCUUGGCAUUGCUAUUGUCCUGAUUAUUGGCUUUGGGUACAGUUUCUAUAAGACAAGACGGGAUAAAAACUACCACACGCUCUAAGCCAGUUACAACUCAGAGUAG